This is a messenger RNA of Diorhabda sublineata, 1839 nucleotides long. RefSeq lists its product as uncharacterized. The record is from RefSeq and is a predicted model, not a curated record. NCBI's taxonomy places the organism in Eukaryota, Metazoa, Arthropoda, Insecta, Coleoptera, Chrysomelidae. The coding region runs from base 1 to 1839 and encodes 612 amino acids. Gene Ontology annotation, biological process: DNA integration. Gene Ontology annotation, molecular function: nucleic acid binding. The transcript has a single exon.
AUGAACCCAGCAGAUCUUCCUAGCAGGGGUUGUUUUCCUGAAGAACUUCUUGACUCCAAAUGGUGGGAGGGGCCGAGAUGGUUGUACGGGCCGCGUUCUGAAUGGCCUAACUGCGAUGUCACUCCUGAUAAAAAUAAAGUUCAAAUGGAAAGGAGAAAAACGCCUUUGAUUUCAGCUUUAUCCCAAGAACCAGGUGUGCUUUGCUGCGAAAGAUUAGCCCGGUACUUUUCUUCUUAUCACCGGAUCGUUCGAAUGGUUGCAUGGAUGAUAAGGUUUCUGUGGAACAAAUAUUCAAAGAAGGAAAAGCGCUCUGGAGAGCUGUCUUUGUCGGAAAUCGCAAGAGCUGAAAAGGUGGUUCUGAAAUCGAUACAGGAUGAAGCUUUUGAAGGACUAGGUGAUAAACAGCUCAAAAAUUUGAAGCCACACAAAGAUAAAGUCGGACUGAUGCGUUUGAGAACCCGAAUUUGGGCGAGAAAAGACCCUGAAGACUUCCGUGCACCUUAUAUUCUUCCUUUCCAGCAUGUCAUUGUUGACAGAUUGAUCCACGACUUGCACACGCAGAAUGGACACAUUGGAGGGCAAAGUCUUCUGAACCUUCUAAGAGAAAGAUUCUGGAUCGUUAGAGGGAGGCAAGCUGUGAGAAGAAUUGUGUCUGCGUGUGUGAUAUGCAGGCGUUAUAGGGCCAAGGCAUUGGAAGUCGAGUCUCCACCGCUCCCGGAGAAUCGGGUAAGGGACGCUCGUGUGUUCGAAAUCAGUGGCACAGAUUUUGCUGGUCCACUCUACCUUAAAAAUAGACACAAAGUUUGGGUGUGCAUAUUCACCUGUGCUGUUUAUCGUGUCACACAUUUGGAAUUGGUUACUGCCAUGUCAACGGAAGCCUUCAUCAUGGCGUUUCGACGUUUCAUUGCACGUUGGGGCAGACCUUCCUUCAUGUACAGUGACAAUGGUACAAACUAUAAGGGGUUCAAAAAUGCUCUCGAUGGAAUUGAUUGGCAGAGAGUAGCGUCCCGCGGUUUGGUGAACCAAAUUGAAUGGCGCUUUAACCCACCCACAGCAACAUGGUGGGGCGGGUUCUGGGAACGCUUAAUAGGGAUUUUUAAAGUUCAUCUUCGCAAAAUUCUGGGACGGGCUUCACUCACUUUUGAAGAGUUGAACACCGUGAUCAGUGAGUGUACUGCUUAUAUCAAUUCUCGCCCCAUCACCUAUACAUCGGAUAACCCGAGUGAUCCGGUGCCUAUUACUCCUCAAAUGUUCAUUGGAGAUAUUCAAGAAAUGGGUGUCCCUGACUUGGACGAAGUUGAUGCGAAGAGUUUACACAAAAGAGUUAGACGUCGCCAAGAGAUCAGAGACAACCUAAAGCAGCGUUUCCGGUCUGAAUACUUGGGCCAGAUGUUCAUGACUGUGAGCAAUUUGAAGAAUCCGAGAGAGCCCAAGGUGGGAGAAAUAGUCCUCAUUGGCGCUGACAAUCAGAAGCGAAUGCAUUGGCCGAUGGCAGUGGUUGAAGAACUGAUUCUUGGUGUUGACGGUCGGUGCCGAGUUGUCAAGCUUCGAACGCAGGAUGGCCAGCUGACGCGUCCUGUCCAGCGAUUUUUUCCCUUGGAAAUUCCUCUCGAAGAAGAAAUGGAUCAAGGCCAACUUCUAGCUGAGGUCGAACCAGAAAGUGAUUCUGGUGGUUCAGCUACCGGCGGUUCUCUAGUUGAUUCACAAGUCAGGGUCGUCGCUUCACCACCCCAAAUCCAAGAAGCUCAACCUAUUAAUUCUGAAGACCCUUUGAUGAAGUUUCAUCAUGUGGAAACCAGAUGUGGAAGGAAGGUGAAAGUUCCAAGUCGUUUCUCCUAG